AUGGAUUUUCUCAAAUCCGCCGUCGCGUCUGCAAUCGCCAAGGGCAGUUCGUUUCCAUAUUCGCUUGGCGACAGAGUCGAUAUUGGCGAUUCGAUCUGGGCCCUCCAUAAUGCGACGAAACGGGAGGAUGGCUCGCCAUGCAGUAUCUUCACCUUCGAUAUCGCUUCAAAUAAGUCCCGGCUGCCGUUAGCGAAGAACGCGAUGCGGAAGUCGAGAACAUUGAGACACCCCGGUAUUAUUAGAGUGAUAGACACAAUUGAGACGGAGACUAGUAUCUAUAUCGUGACCGAGCGGGUUGUCCCUCUAUCCUGGUAUGUGAAACGGAGGAGUCUGAGCGAAGAGACGACAAAAUGGGGAUUACAUACUGUGUCGUCCACGAUCAAAUUUAUCAACGAAGACGCUUCGUCAGUUCACGGCGCCAUCAGGGCCGCGUCGGUAUUCGCAAGCGAAAGCGGAGAAUGGAAACUAGGAGGAUUUGAAAUCCUUAGUUCAAUGAGUGAUGAGGAUGCGAUUAUCUAUACAUAUGGCAGUAUCGUCCCCGAUGCGGCUCGUUAUACGCCCCCGGAAGUUUUUAAAGGUGGCUGGGAUGUUAUCAAGCGUCAUCCGUUAGCCGCUGUUGAUUCCUAUGGACUCGGUAUUCUGGCGUUCGAGGUCUUUAAUGGCGGUUUUUCGGGAGGGGACCAAAUUGGCAAGACGACGAAUAUUCCACCUAGCAUGCAGCAGAGCUACAAGCGUCUUUGCGCCGCUAAUCCGAAAAUCCGUCUGAGCCCGGCACACUUCGUCGAGCAAGGCAAGAAGAGCGGAGGGUUCUUUCAGACACCUCUGAUCCGGUUAACAGAUGAUAUUGAGUCUCUGGGUCUUAAGAAUGACGCCGAGCGGGAGGAAUUUAUCAACGAAUUGGAUGAGCUCUCGGAAGACUUCCCAGAAGAGUUCUUCAAGAUGAAAGUACUGCCGGAGUUGCUGAAAUCGGUCGAGUUUGGCGGUGGUGGUCCCAAAGUCCUUGGGGCUAUUCUGAAAAUUGGAUCAAAACUAUCACCAGAAGAAUUCAAUUCCAAAUUGACGCCAGCCAUUGUCCGGUUGUUUGGAAACCCUGAUCGAGCUCUCCGGGUCUGUCUGCUGGACCAUCUACCUUUGAUGAUUGAAAACCUCCCCCAGAAGGUUGUCAAUGACAGGAUCUUCCCUCCAAUGACUUCUGGUUUCACGGAUGUCGCGCCUGUUGUCCGAGAACAGACCGUCAAGGCUGUGCUGACGGUAAUAAACAAGCUGAGUGACCGUACGAUCAAUGGAGACUUGCUCAAGUUCCUGGCGCGAACGGCCAACGAUGAACAACCUGGGAUUCGGACAAAUACUACCAUUUGUCUGGGGAAAAUCGCCAAGAACCUGGGUCAGGGUUCGAGAUCGAAAGUCCUCAUCGCGGCAUUUUCAAGAGCCAUCCGGGAUCCUUUUGUUCAUGGUCGAAAUGCCGGUCUGAUGGCAUUGGGCGCAACAAUGGAUUACUUUACGGAGGAAGACUGUGCGACUAAAAUUUUACCUGCUGUCUGCUCUGUACUUCUUGACAAGGAACAGAUGAUACGAGAACAAGCAAACAAGACCGUCGACCUAUAUCUCCAACGCAUCAGGAAAUUUACCAGCACAAUGCCCGACACGGCAUUACCAUCGGCCGAUCAGGAAGAAAGCACCAAGAAUGCAGCUCGUAUCGGGACAUCGAAUGACAACUCGUGGGCUGGAUGGGCAAUUUCAUCGUUCACCAAUAAGAUCACGACAGCCAACGGUGAGAUUGAAUCAACUGCCAAUGGUAAGCCUGCGGAGUCGGACAUUGCCCAUUCUGCAGCUGUACCCCGUUCAACCACGUCGACCCCCGCGGUGGAGCCGAAGUCAGCCAACAUGAUGCUGCGUCCUGCAGCCCAACUUAACCGUUCCGUAUCAGAGCAACCAACGCCUGUCUCUAAACUUGAGGAGCACGGAAAAGCGGACGACGAUGUCUUUGAGGCGUGGGGCGCCAUGGACGAUGAUGACGAAGAAGAACAUCCAUCGAAAGAUGACGAUCCUUUCAGCCCUGUGGCCCAACCCAAGCCUUCGCCUAGACUGACAACAUCGCCCAAACCACCCGCUGUUCCGUAUGAUGACGGCGGAGAGCCCGAUUUUGCCGGGUGGCUGGCUGCGCAGUCCAAGGCCAAAUCGAAGAAGCCAUUGCCAAAGGGAUUGGGCAAAACAGCGACCACUUCAGCAGCCUCUCGCACUACUAAUACUCCGGCAGUCAAGCCGAAGACAGUUGUCGCAUCAGCCAAGAAGAUUGAUACGGCGCCUAAGGACGAGGAUGAGGACGAUGGAUGGGGGGAUGCGUGGGAUUGA
Aspergillus ruber CBS 135680 is the source of this 2352-nucleotide messenger RNA. RefSeq names its product COPI-interacting protein CEX1. The record is from RefSeq and is a predicted model, not a curated record. The transcript has 9 exons. Gene Ontology annotation, molecular function: ATP binding; protein kinase activity. Gene Ontology annotation, cellular component: cytoplasm. The coding region runs from base 1 to 2352 and encodes 783 amino acids. Lineage: Eukaryota; Fungi; Ascomycota; Eurotiomycetes; Eurotiales; Aspergillaceae. Gene Ontology annotation, biological process: protein phosphorylation; tRNA export from nucleus.